AUGGGUGGUAGUCUAACUCAUUCCGACUUUCACUGGGUAUAUAACGAUGAGCCACAUACAACCCGUCGAAGAGAAAUGCUACAAAAAUAUCCCCAAAUCAAACAACUUAUGGGACAUGAUUGGCGUAUUGCUGCUCAAGUUGUUGUCACUGUAUUUAUUCAGAUCAUAAUGGCCAUUCUAGUUCGAGAUCUAGACUGGAAAUAUGUAUGGCUGUUAACAUAUAUCAUUAGUGGUACACUUAAUCAUUCACUUUCGAUUAGCUUUCAUGAAAUUGGUCAUAACUUAGCUUUUGGUAAUCUUAAACCUACGGCUAAUCGAAUACUUGGAUAUAUAGCUAAUUUACCAUUGUGUAUUCCGUCAUCUGUUACAUUUAAAAAAUAUCACAUCGAUCAUCACAAAUUUCAAGGCGAUGAUUUACUAGAUCCAGAUCUACCAACAUAUUUUGAAGUAUGGCUGUUUCGAUCGCCUAUUGGUAAAUUUUUCUAUAUUGUCGCACAACCAAUACUCUAUUCUGUACGACCACUUCUUCGUGUACCAAAGCCAGUAACAUUACUUGAAGCAAUCAAUCUUGUUAUUGAAUUGAUUUUUGAUGCAACUAUUUUUUACUUUCUGGGAUAUAAAUCAUUGGUUUAUUUAUUUUUUGGUACUGUACUUGGCCUUGGUUUUCAUCCAAUAUCUGGACACUUUUUAUCUGAACACUAUACAUUUGUCGAAGGCUAUGAAACUUAUUCGUACUAUGGGCCACUAAAUUAUUUGACAUAUAAUGUUGGUUAUCAUAAUGAACAUCAUGAUUUUCCUAAUAUUCCUGGUUAUGCAUUACCAAAAUUGAAGAAAAUUGCUCCGGACUAUUACGAUAAUUUGCCAUGUCACUAUUCAUGGAUUCGAGUGCUAUACAAUUUUAUAGUUGAUCCACGAUUAGGACCACAAUCUCGUAUUCGUCGUUCAGUACGUUCAGAUGCAUUAAAAUUAAAUAAUGCUAUUGACUUAAAAAACAAAUCGAAAGUAAACGAAGUCCUUCAUGAUGUUAUCGACAAUAACAACAAUACUCAUUCAUUGCCACACUUAUCGAAAGAAGAAAGAAAAUUACUUUAUGUUAAAAAGCAUUCGGGUAAAAAACAAACAGGAACAUCUUCAAAUAUCGAACAAACAUCGACAGUCAACACGAAUGGAGAUCAUCCAAAAACUGAAUAA
Molecule: messenger RNA, 1191 nt
Organism: Rotaria socialis
Lineage: Eukaryota; Metazoa; Rotifera; Eurotatoria; Philodinida; Philodinidae
Source: the annotation of a GenBank genome assembly